AUUGAGGUUUAUCUAUAUAGUAACUGACUUAUGUUAGCGAAUGCUACUUUAAGUUUUAACCAUAGAGAAUAUAAGACUGUAUUACAAUUUCAAACUACAUAUUUUUUAUAAGGAAAUUAUAGCUAUCCAGUUUAUUAAGUAAGGUAAAAGGCACGUUUAACAUGGCAAAAUUGUUGUAUAUCAUUAUUUUAGUUUGCUUUAGCAGUUGUUUAAGUAAAAAAUACAACGAUGAAGAAAAGCCGGAAUGGGCGAAGAAAGAUAUUCGUGACUUUAGCGAUGCUGAUAUGGAACGACUUUACGACCAAUGGGAAGAAGAUGAUGAGCCAUUGCCAGAAGACGAACAGCCGGAAUACAAGCGUAAGCCACCUUCGAUAGACUUAAAUAAUCUAGACAUGUCAAACCCGGAAUCUGUAUUACAAGCGACAAAGAAAGGUCAGACUCUGAUGAUGUUUGUAACAGUUGCUAACAAACCUUCGAAAACAAGAACUGAAGAAUUAACUAAGAUUUGGCAAAGUGGUCUUUGGAGCAAUCACAUACAGGCUGAAAGAUAUCUUAUAGAUGAUGAUCGAGCAAUAUUUAUGUUUAAAGAUGGCUCUCAGGCAUGGACAGCCAAAGAAUAUCUUAUAGAGCAAGAUGAACUCAAAGAUGUUCAAUUAGAAAGCCAAACAUAUGUUGGAAAAAAUCCUGAUGUAAAAAAUAAAGCUGUAAGGGAUGAGUUAUAGAUCUGCAAUGCAUUUUACUAAUGCAUAUGAGGAAAUAUUAUGGAAAAUAUUUCAUGCAUUUAAUAAAACAGUGUUUUUGCAAA
Molecule: messenger RNA, 805 nt
Organism: Vanessa atalanta (red admiral)
Lineage: Eukaryota; Metazoa; Arthropoda; Insecta; Lepidoptera; Nymphalidae
Gene: boca
Product: LDLR chaperone boca
Exons: 4
Coding region: 162-722 (186 amino acids)
Biological process (GO): protein folding
Source: RefSeq, a predicted model, not a curated record